Messenger RNA from Cordyceps militaris CM01, 543 nucleotides. RefSeq names its product Phenolic acid decarboxylase, bacterial. NCBI's taxonomy places the organism in Eukaryota, Fungi, Ascomycota, Sordariomycetes, Hypocreales, Cordycipitaceae. The record is from RefSeq and is a predicted model, not a curated record. Gene Ontology annotation, molecular function: carboxy-lyase activity. The transcript has a single exon. The coding region runs from base 1 to 543 and encodes 180 amino acids.
AUGGCUACGAAAACCGCCCUUCCGCACUUCCACUCCAACACGCCUCUUGAUCCCACGUUUGACCGGGACAUUCGCGACCUGCACCUCAUCUACGACUACGACGCGCAGGACUCCAACGGGCAGCCGGAGAAGUGGCGGUACGAGAUGUGGUUCUUCUCGGACACGCGCAUCGUGUACGCCAUCCACGGGGGGCCCAUGGCCGGGCGCGUCAACUACCAGACGGCCACGUACCAGUGCAUCCGGCCGGGCGAGCUCUGGCAGUGCAACUGGCUCGAGGAGACGGGCACCAUCUGCUCGCUGGUGUACGACCUGGGGCGGCAGAAAAUCACCACGCUGCUCGGCUUCUCGCAGGGCCACUGGGAGAAUGCGGCGGCGGCGCACGGCGACAAGCGCAACCCGGCGGACGCGGAGCGCUGGCGCCAGCUCGCCAAGAUUGGCACGCAGACGGACCGGUUCAUGCUCUCGGAGCAGGCGACGAUUUUGCGCACGUUUAAGGGGGCGGGCGAUUUGCAGCCGAUAGAGGCAGAUGCGCCGACGUUUUAG